AUGUUGCAAGACACAAAGACACUCGACAUAAGCACGAUCCCCGCAGACGUCUGGCUCUGCAUCUUCGAACACCUAACCCCAUCCUCCCUCUCCUCCCUAGCACAAACAUGCAGCGCCUUCCACCAUCUCACCCACCGUUGUCUGCUACGUGACAUUAGAUGGACCAACGUCCAAGCCGCAUUGAGGAACGUGGAGGAUUGGAGGGGCGAUUGGAAGCAGUGGUGUGGUAUCCCGCGGAGUCUAACGAUCAAGCUGCCGUUUGAGGAUAAGACGACGAAGAGUGGGUCGACGUGGGUUGCCACUCCUUCUCGUCCGCUUAUCAACGCAUCGCUAUACAACACGAUUCACCACCAAGUCCUCUCCUUCAUUCGCCUCCACUCCCUCAUUCUAAAAAACACUUUGAUUACACCCGUCCUCUACCCAAUCCUCGCAUCCCUCUCCCUACAUACCCUAUCCAUAACACACUGCACCUACUCGCACACAGGCAUAUGGUCCGACUCCUCCCUUCCCAUGCUUCCCCCCGACAACGCGGAUUCCUCCGAUCCCUACGAAUACAUCGACGAUUUCGAUUUUUCGAAUCUAUCCAUCAAAGAACUCGCACUCGGGACGUUCAGGGACUUAUCCACGGGCCCCUUGGCGCCGUUACAUCCAUUCAACAUCAUCAGUUCCUCCUCACUCACCUCGCUCACAUUAACAUGCGGCGUAUCCUUCCUCCUCUGCCUACGCGACCUCACCUCUCCCUCUCCCCCUCCCUCUGCCAAUCCAUUCGCGCUCUUCAAAACAACGGGGUUACCAAGCAUCCAAUCGAUCUCACUAACGGUUAUUAAACUAACACACGACGGCGAACUCGCCAUUUCCGCAUUUUUGGCGCUAUGUACCAACCCAGAGCUAAAAGUCUCCUUGAGGGUGCACGAUACCGAGAUCAGGGAUCGUGCGGAUACUACUACCACUACCACUACCACGGUGGGGAUAAGGAAUGUAUGGAAGUAUCAAGGACCCGUAGCCGUUCUACGACUCCUCUCCUCUUCCUCCCCACACACAAAUCAAAUCUCGCAUCUUACGCUAACAGACUCACUAAACACCAAAUCACUCAUAUCAGGCUUGGAAAGACUCAGCAGCAGCCACAUAAACGUGUUGAGCGUCAAGAUGCAUGUGUGGGAUGUCGAGGUGCUUUAUGCUAUCCGCGGUUUGUUUAGGGAGUGUGUAGAGGAGGUUAGGGUUGAGUUUGGGGUUGGGGGUGUUGACGAGCGCGUUGGUUCUUUUCCCCGCGUUCUCGUCGCGGCGUGUUCAGAGGGUGGGCCUGUCUUCCCUGUUCCCUCUCGCGGGAGUCUUCACCCAGUUCGAAAGGGUGUCUCCUCAAUGUCGAAGAACGUCUCUCUUCUUCAGUGUGGAGACGAUGCAGGUCUCUCGAGGUGGAAAGAAGUUUCUCUGAAUCUGUGUCGAAAGGAUACUCCCCCUGUGAAGGAACGGGACGACCGUAUCCCAGAAAUCAUUCUGUGGUUUGGUGUUUGGGGUUUCAGACUCGUGUUUCCGAUUUCCGCUGCGGUGAACUUCGCAAUAACUCUCGGCGCAAACAUCCUCCCCGAUCUCAAAAACCUGCGUGUCUUGAAAAUCGUACAAGAAAGCUCAUGCGUCGCGCUCACACGGGAAGGACGGGUCAACAGGUAUAUACAGUACAAUACGCAUCAUCAUCAAGACUACGACUCGGACGACGACGACGGCAACGGGCCUGUCGCUGCUCAUCCCACUGCCGCUCACACGAACGUCAACGCAGGUGCAGUAGGUAUGGGCGUGACGUGGAACAACAUCCAUCACGCCAACAUCACUCACAUCCCAGCGUGGCCCAACAACCACGUCUCCUCCUCGGGACCUUCUUCGAAUGACACCGCAGCGGCAGCGAAGACGAGCGCAACCCCAACUCUGACGCUGUUCGAUGAUACGGAUUUUGAGGGCUAUCUGUUGGGUUGGAAUCGGUAUUGUCGAAAGUUGCGAUAUGUGCAGUUUAAGAGGGGGAGUGCUUGGAUGAGGAGGUUUGAAGGGGAUGCGUGGGUUGAGAGGGCUGUGGGUAGGGAGGACUCGGAAGGGGAUGAUUAA
Molecule: messenger RNA, 2094 nt
Organism: Laccaria bicolor S238N-H82
Lineage: Eukaryota; Fungi; Basidiomycota; Agaricomycetes; Agaricales; Hydnangiaceae
Exons: 5
Coding region: 1-2094 (697 amino acids)
Molecular function (GO): protein binding
Source: RefSeq, a predicted model, not a curated record